Molecule: messenger RNA, 1260 nt
Organism: Penaeus chinensis
Lineage: Eukaryota; Metazoa; Arthropoda; Malacostraca; Decapoda; Penaeidae
Product: urotensin-2 receptor-like
Exons: 2
Coding region: 119-1081 (320 amino acids)
Biological process (GO): neuropeptide signaling pathway
Cellular component (GO): membrane; neuron projection
Molecular function (GO): neuropeptide binding; G protein-coupled receptor activity
Source: RefSeq, a predicted model, not a curated record
AGUUGACAGUCAGUUGUUAUAGUGAAAGGACCUCCGUAACAGGAAGUUAAAAUUUUCUUAAAAUCUGUUACGGAAAUUGGUAUUGAAAUUUCUCAGUCUUACAUUCUGUAAGCACAGCAUGGCGGCGGCGGCGGCGGCGACCAUGGAGCCCGGCAUGAGCCUGCUGGUGACGGCGGAGGCCCUCGUCAUGAGCUUGGCCUUCAUGAACGGCUUCGUGGCCAACGUGAUGGCCAUCGUGACCGCGGCCUUCUCGCCGCACCUCCGCCACACCAGGGUCUACAUCAUCAACCGCGCCGUCGCCGACAUCCUCUUCCUCCUGCCGGUUCCCCUGGACGUGGCGUCGCACCUGCAGGACUCAUGGGUGUUCAGCCCCGUCCUGUGCAAGCUGCGCUGCGCCCUGGCCUUCACCGGCCUGCUGGCCAGCUCCUCCCUGCUGGUAGGCCUGGCCCUGGAGGUCUACGUGACCCUCGCGCGCCCCCGCGCCUCCAGGAAGUUCCACUCGGCGCUGGCCAAGGUGGUGUGCAGCCUCGCGUGGGCGGCCUUCCUCGUGCUCACGCUGCCGAUCCUCAUCCAAUCAGAGGUCCUGAAGGAGGUGUCCCGCGAGCGCUUCCACUGCGUGUCGCUGCCCCUGUCCCUGGCCACGCCCGCGGGCCACGUCCUCCGCUUCCUCGCCGUCGUGGUGGCCUUCCUGGUACCCCUGCUGGCGUGCUGGCUCCUCGUGCGCCUCACGGCCUCCUCCGGAUGGCAGCACGUGGUGGGCGUGGCGGAGAGCCCGACCAAGGGGCAGCCCGUUGGCCUCUGGCACCCGCGCAAGUUCCAGCUAUACCUCGUGGGCGUGUUCACGGCGUGCCACCUGCCCUACUGGCUGCCGCAGCUGCUGAAGGAGAGCCUGCGGGAGGGCGUCGUCAGCGAGACAGCCAUGUCCCUCUUCCCGGCCACCAUGUGCCUGCCCUCCGUCUGCGCCGCCGUCAACCCGGUCAUCUGCCUCCUGUUUAACAAGGCCCUGAAGAAGAGGAUGCUGAGCGAGAGGGCGGAGGCGGUGGCGCAGGAACAGCCGGCCAUCCCGCUGCAGCCGCUCUGACCGCCUUGCCCCUCCCCCCCUCUCUCCCUUCCUCCCUCCCUCCCUUUCUCCCUCCCUCCCUCCUAUUCUCCUUUGCCCUUCAUCCUUCUCUCCUUCCUUUUUCUAGUUCCUCCUCUUGGCUCUUUGCUUGCAUCUUCUUUCCUCUUCUCUCUUCCAUCCUCCGCCUCCUUGCCUUGGUC